AUAAUUCGACUGCUGUAAUGUCACACUUUCUGGGCAUUGUCCAAACAAUGUAUCAACGCUGCACUUCAUCUAUGGAGGUUUUGUUUUCGUCCACAAGCCCUGAAGUGGCUGGAUUCAGUCAGCUUCAUAACGAUUUCUUGGAGGUGAUGGACUUCAUCAAUGAUGCUAUUUUCUCUACGGAUGCAUUGGUUGCUGCAUAUAAACCAGCAGCCUUGUUCUUUUCACUCCCUGCCCUAAUGAGUGAUGAAUAUGGCGAGUUGCUGAUCAUGCUAGCAAGAUUGCAUGACAGUCUCAUUCCCUCUUUUCAGCGAGGGUUCAGGAUGAUGUUUUCUCAGCAAGGAGAUGCUGGGAUGAUAUCAAGUGUUGCAGUUAGCUUGAAGAUGUUAUCGCUGAGAAUUGCAAAGAACUUACGUUGUCUCUUCCAGAAGUAACAAAGAUGUUUCCUGCAAAUGUCGAGGAUCCAAUGAUACGGGCGCGGAGAUAUUGAUCCAAACGUUCAGAGAGAUCAACGGAGUUUCACUUUCAACAUUUGAGAACCAAGGUGAUAGUCCUUUUCUAAAGAACCUUGACAAAAACUUCUACCUUAUGGACAGACUGAACAACUUGCAGAGUACAGGCAAGUGACCUUCAUUCUAAAUUUGUUCCCAACUUGUACUCAUUAUUAUAAGCAGAAUAGUAGCUAUAUUUUGAUGGUUUGAGGUUAAAAAGCUGGGUGGGUCGUGGGUCAACCACAGUCCACCCGCAUCCACUUAAUCUUUUGUGGGUCACCUAUUUUACAACUCACACCCAUAGGAACCACUCACAUGAUAAUGAGUGGUUCGAUUGCGGGUGGAUUUGGGUGGAUUUGUGGGUUCAACUACGCAAUGCUCACCCCUAAGUCAAAUAGUCUAUAAGGUGAGAUUAUAUAAUAAAAAAGUAAUUCAUUUUGAAUUGAAAUAAAUUAUUGAUUCAUUU
Linum trigynum is the source of this 954-nucleotide messenger RNA. The record is from the annotation of a GenBank genome assembly. Lineage: Eukaryota; Viridiplantae; Streptophyta; Magnoliopsida; Malpighiales; Linaceae.